Molecule: messenger RNA, 1962 nt
Organism: Homarus americanus (American lobster)
Lineage: Eukaryota; Metazoa; Arthropoda; Malacostraca; Decapoda; Nephropidae
Product: vegetative cell wall protein gp1-like
Exons: 6
Coding region: 1-1962 (653 amino acids)
Source: RefSeq, a predicted model, not a curated record
AUGCUGGAUUUUAUUGGAGUAUUUGAAGAUGGGGCAUUAAAUAUUAAGGGCGAAUAUAACUGUGUAAUUAGCAGAAUGAAAGUUCAAAUGCUUGGCAUUACCAUAUUUAAACGUGUUGCACAAAGCAUGCAUCUCUGUGCCAUCGAAGCAGCAAAGUCCUGGCCACGUACUCGUGAAGAUGUGAUGAGAAAUGUGUACAUUUACCUUUCCCAUAGUGCCAAAGGGAAAUUGGCCGUGAUCGCAUGUGGCCGCAAUAACCAAGUUCGAAUCCUGGUCACGGCAGAUGAUGUGUUUUCCGCCCGAUUGCAGCAGAUCACAGAAGAGGACGCUACGGCAGCAGAUCACAGACGAGGACGCUACAGCAGCAGAUCACAGAAGAGGACGCUAGGGCAGCAGAUCACAGAAGAGGACGCUACAGCAGCAGAUCACAGAAGAGGACGCUACGGCAGCAGAUCACACAAGAGGACGCUACAGCAGCAGAUCACAGAAGAGGACACUAGGGCAGCAGAUCACAGAAGAGGACAUCACAAAGAGGACGCUACAGCAGAAGAUCACACAAGAGGACGCUACGGCAGCAGAUCACAGACGAGGACGCUAGGGCAGCAGAUGACAGAAGAGGACUCUAAGGCAGCAGAUCACAGAAGAGGACGCUACAGCAGCAGAUCACAGACGAAGACGCUAGGGCAGCAGAUCACAGAUGAGGACGCUACGGCAGCAGAUCACAGACGAGGACGCUACGGCAGCAGAUCACAGAAGAGGACGCUACGGCAGCAGAUCACAGAAGAGGACGCCACGGGUUGUUUGUUGCUCAUCCCGGCCACCCUGCAGCCCGGCCACCCUGCAGCCCGGCCACCCUGCAGCCCGGCCACCCUCCAGCCCGGCCACCCUGCAGCCCGGCCACCCUCCAGCCCGGCCACCCUGCAGCCCGGCCACCCUCCAGCCCGGCCACCCUCCAGCCUGGCCACCCUGCAGCCCGGCCACCCUGCAGCCUCGGCUACGGUAGCCUGGCCACUCCUGCAGCCCGGCUACCUUCCAGCUCUGGCCACCCUGUGCCUGGCUGAAUUCUGCAGCCCGGGCUACACCCUGCAGCGCCCGGCUACCCUGUGGUGCCCGGCUACCCCAGCCCGGCCACCCUCCAGCCCGGCUGCCACCCUGCAGCCCGGCCACCCUCCAGCCCAGCCACCCUUCCAGCCCGGCCACCCUCCAGCCCGCCACCUGCAGCUCCGGCUACCCUGCAGCCCGGGCUGUUACCUCUGCAGCCUGGCCACCUCCAGCCCGGCCACUCCUUCCAGCCUCGGCCACCCUGCAGCCCGGCCACCCUGCAGCCCGGCCACCCUGCAGCCCGGCCACUUGCAGCCCGCCACCCUGCAGCCUGGACCGGCCACAUUGCAGCCCGGCUACCUCCAACCUGACCUCAAUUCUGAAGCCAGCUACCCUCCAGGGCCAGGCCACCCUCCAACCUGGACACUCCCAGUCCGGCCACCUUUCAGUCCGGCUACCUCAGUCCGGGCUACCCUGCAGCCCGCCACCCUGCAGCCUGGCUACCCUGCAGCCCGGCCACCCUGCAGCCUGGCCAUCUCCAGCCCGGCUACCACCCUCCAGCGCCCGGCCACCCUGCAGCCCGCCACCCCUUCAGCUCCGGCCACCCUCCAGCCCGGCUACACCUUCCAGACCGGCCACAUUGCAGCCCGGCCUUCCAACCCGGACUCACCCCUGCCAGCCCCUGGCAACCCUUCAGCCCGAUCCCCAUGCAGACCGGCCACCCUCCAGACCGGCCCCCCUGCAGACCGGCCACAUUGCAGCCCGGCCACCCUCCAACCCGACCACCCUGAAGCCAGGCUACCCUCCAGUCAGGCCACCCUCCAACCCGGACACUCCCCAGUCCGGCCACCUUUCAGUCCGGCCACCCUUCAGUCCGACCACCCUUCAGUCCGGCCACCCUUCAGUCCGGUCACCCUCUAG